AAAUUAGAAUUUAAUUAGAUUUUACAAACGUGUAAUCUACUCUCUUGCAAUGAGAAGAAGAAAUAUAAUACACGAGACAUACGUGUUUUUGGAUUCGUCUGAAGUAUAAGUAUUAUAAGUAAUUCGUACAUUAGAGUUUAUACUUUACAUUAUUUGUUCGUUAAUUUAACAACAUAUGUGUCAUUAUUAGAAAGAAAACUCAUAUCUACGCAUUGCUAUUACUGUAAAAGGACGAUAACAAUAUAAAAUGACUUAAACUUUUGCAAUGCAAUAGCGUACCAAACUCCUUGCAUUUUAACAGUUCCAGCAUAAACCAUACAGAGGAAACGUCACAUCUAAACAGGUAUUGGCCCGAUAAAAGCACGUGAUUGAAAUAAACAGUUGGCAGGUUUUUCAUUCCUCUUCAAGGAAGUUUAGUAUCAGUAAGAUAUCGAAGGUUCUAUAGAAAAAUGCCCAUCGACGAAGAUCACAAAGAUUUAUUUCACGUUGCCGAUUAUGCAGUAUUUGCUGUUAUGUUAGCUAUAUCCGCUUUUAUAGGGAUAUACUACGCAUGCAGCGGAAGUAAACAAAAAACUACAGAUGAAUUUCUUAUGGGCGGAAGAUCUUUAAGUGUCUUUCCCGUAUCCAUGUCAAUUUUGGCAAGUUUUAUGUCGGCCAUAACUCUACUGGGAACACCCGCAGAAAUUUAUCAAUACGGAACUCAAUACUGGAUAAUUAAUCUGGCUUUUAUUAUAGUUAUGCCAGCAACCGCUUAUUGUUACUUACCUGUUUAUUAUAACCUAAAUAUUACGAGCGCAUACGAGUAUCUGGAACUGAGAUUCAAUCGUUUGAUAAGAACGUUAGGCUCUUCGGUAUUUACCAUUCACAUGAUCAUGUAUAUGCCUAUUGUAUUGUAUGCUCCGGCACUCGCUCUCUCCGAAGUUACUGGUCUGAAUUUAUGGGUCUCUGUGCUUUCAAUCGGGAUAGUCUGUACUUUCUACACUAGUAUUGGUGGAAUGAAAGCUGUUGUGUGGACUGAUUUAUUUCAGACUUUAUUAAUGUACGCAGCCAUGUUUGUAGUGGUCUUUAAAGGCAUUGCAGAUCUGGGAGGAUCUGAUAUUGUUUGGAGGCGUAAUUUGGACGGAAAACGAAUCGAAUUUUUCAAUUUUGAAUUGGACCCAACAGUCAGACACACGUUCUGGAGUUUAUUUUUCGGAGGAUAUUUCACUUGGAUGGGAAAUUAUGCAGCCAAUCAAGCUAUUGUCCAGAGAUAUCUCACUUUGCCUUCCCUCAAUGCAGCCAGACGAUGCUUGUGGAUCAAUGUUCCCGGGUUGAUCAUCCUCAUAACCAUCACUACUUUAGCCGGAUUAGUGAUAUAUGCACUCUAUUAUGAUUGCGAUCCCAUUCAAACUAAUUAUGUUGGUGCAACAGAUCAGCUUUUUCCCAGAUUUGUAAUGCAGACAUUAGGAUUUCUUCCUGGUUUACCUGGAUUGUUUGUUUCUGGUAUAUUCAGUGGAGCGUUAAGCACAGUAUCAUCAGGUGUAAAUUCAUUAGCAGCAGUAACUCUAGAAGAUAUCAUAAAAGCCUAUAUUGUUAAAGAUAUAUCUGAAGUUUGGGCUACAAGAGUUACAAAAAUAACAGCUUUCGUUUAUGGAGUUUUAGCAAUUGUGUUAGUAUUUGUGGCACAGCAGUUGGGUGGAGUUUUGCAGGCUGCACUCAGCAUUCAUGGUAUGGUUGGUGGUCCCAUGUUAGGAUUAUUUUCCCUAGGCAUGAUAUUUCCAUGGACUAAUUCUUUGGGAGCAGGUUUAGGUUUGUUAUCUGGUUUUGUGGCAUCCUUUUGGAUUGGAAUGGGUGCUUUUGUACAUAAGCCAUAUCAUCCCAAGGCACCACUCUCAGUUUCUGGAUGCAUUGACUAUUUCAACAAUGUAACUACUACUAAUGUAACAGUAUAUGCAACAAAUGCUACUUUCUACAGUCCAGAGAGUAACGGAGAGGAAGUUUUUGUUCUUUAUCGAUUAUCGUACAUGUGGUACAGUGCAAUAGGAUGCAUUGUUUGUGUUGUCAUUGGUUUGACUGUGAGUUUCAUUUCAGGGCCAACAAAACCUUCUGAUGUGGAUAAUGAAUUAAUAAGUCCAGUGUAUAAAGCUCUCUACAUCAGUUUACCUACCAACAUGCAGAAAUAUUUCAAGCUUCGUGGAUAUGAAGUUAAGAAGAAAGAGGUUAUUAAAGAAGAACUCAUAAUGACCCAGGUAACAAGAAAUGAACAAAUGAAGGAAGGAAUAACAAAUAUCAGCUUUACACCCGAAAGUGAAAUGAAACAAAAUGGAAUGCCUUCUUGAUUUUAAUAAAAAAAAUAAUCAAGAAAUAUUCUAUUGAAAUGUAUCAAAAUAUGCCAACUUAUCUGUAGAUAUUUAGUAUUUAGGAAAUAUUUAUAGAAAUGUUGACAAAUCCCCAAUUAUUAUUUAAUUUUCAGGUAUAUUAAGUAUUCAGUUUAUUAA
Centruroides sculpturatus (bark scorpion) is the source of this 2477-nucleotide messenger RNA. RefSeq names its product sodium-coupled monocarboxylate transporter 1-like. The record is from RefSeq and is a predicted model, not a curated record. The transcript has 15 exons. Lineage: Eukaryota; Metazoa; Arthropoda; Arachnida; Scorpiones; Buthidae. Gene Ontology annotation, molecular function: symporter activity. Gene Ontology annotation, cellular component: membrane. The coding region runs from base 450 to 2318 and encodes 622 amino acids. Gene Ontology annotation, biological process: sodium ion transport; transmembrane transport.